UUAAUUCAAACGAAUCGGACGCCUCGUUCCAAUAUGAAAUACUUAGCAAUUUGUGCUUUCAUUUUUUGUGCAUAUACUGUUGCGGGAAGAAGGAUAACAAACACAACGGACGUACACAAUGCAGAUCAUAAAAAAACCAAUGAAACACAGAUGUGCCACUACAGUGAUCCGGACAUCGCGAACUGUAUAAAGCGUAUGGCUGAGCAAGCGCGGCAAGUGCUGGCCCACGGCAUACCCUCUCUCAACAUACAGCCCCUCGAGCCUCUCAAAAUACCCAACAUAAGACUGAGGCAACACAAUGCUCCUAAAUCAAGCUUCAAAUAUGAUGCGUGGUUUUCUGAUGUUGAACUCCGGGGUCUUACUAAUUACACAUUCAAUAAGUUGGAUGUUUAUCCACAAGAAUUGAAAGUUAAUACGAACAUAAGUCUGCCGCACCUCGCCAUGAGCGGGGAGUACGUCGUCAUCGGUCAGUUCCAGAUGUUGCCCGUUGAGUCCACGGGCAAAAUGGCCGCUAACUUCAGUAUGUGUACAGCGGCUUUAGAAGCGGUCGGUGCUAAGGUCCACAAAAGAAUAGUGGUCCGCGACGCCAACGUUAAGCUAAAAUGUGGGGGACAACUGAGCGCUGACCUCAUGGAGGCACACUCCACAACACAUGAAAUGGAAAUGAUAACCAAUCAUUUAAUAGGAAUGCACUCUUCAGAAAUAGCGAAAGAAGUGCAGCCGGCUGUUGAGACAGCGCUCGCGAUGGUCCUAGAAGAUAUCGCCAACAAAUUCCUCAAACAUAUCCCAUCUAAUAUGGUUUUCCCGAAUUAA
Messenger RNA from Papilio machaon (common yellow swallowtail), 813 nucleotides. RefSeq lists its product as uncharacterized. The transcript is spliced from 5 exons. NCBI's taxonomy places the organism in Eukaryota, Metazoa, Arthropoda, Insecta, Lepidoptera, Papilionidae. The coding region runs from base 34 to 813 and encodes 259 amino acids. The record is from RefSeq and is a predicted model, not a curated record.